Molecule: messenger RNA, 264 nt
Organism: Adineta ricciae
Lineage: Eukaryota; Metazoa; Rotifera; Eurotatoria; Adinetida; Adinetidae
Source: the annotation of a GenBank genome assembly
AUGUUUAGUACAGAAAAAUCGAAGUUCACUCUGAUUCUCUCAGUCGACAUUCGAUUGGUUAUCACGUCAUCGUCAUACGGAUUCCAAGUGUCAGUUCUCUAUCCUUGGCAUUAUGAACUUCAACAAGAAUUCAAUGAAUUGCAAAUACAGCAAGACGCCAAACUGCGUCAAUAUCACGAACUGAAGAUGCAAACAAUAAAAAAUAUCGAAGAAAACUUAACAAAACUUCGUUUGGAAAAAGCAAACGAAGCUAAGAAAAAUUAA